CACUGUCUUUCUCCACAGGGCAAGGGACAUAGGAUGACCCCAGCCUGUCCCCUCUUACUGUCUGUGAUUCUGUCCCUGCGCCUGGCUGCCGCCUUCGACCCUGCCCCCAGUGCCUGCUCUGCCCUGGCCUCAGGCGUGCUCUACGGGGCCUUCUCACUGCAGGACCUCUUUCCAACCAUUGCCUCGGGCUGCUCCUGGACCCUGGAGAACCCCGACCCUACCAAGUACUCCCUCUACCUGCGCUUCAACCGCCAGGAACAGGUGUGCACCCACUUUGCCCCCCGCCUGCUGCCCCUGGACCACUACCUGGUCAACUUUACCUGCCUGCGGCCGAGCCCUGAGGAGGCAGCGGGCCAGGCAGAGUCGGAGGUGGGGCGGCCAGAGGAAGAGGAGGAGGCAGCGGGGUUGGAGCUGUGCGGUGGCUCCGGCCCCUUCACCUUCCUGCACUUUGACAAGAACUUCGUGCAGCUGUGCCUCUCUGCUGAGCCCUCAGAGGCCCCACGCCUGCUGGCGCCCUCCGCCCUGGCCUUCCGCUUUGUUGAGGUCUUGCUCAUCAACAACAACAACUCCAGCCAGUUCACCUGCGGUGUGCUCUGCCGUUGGAGUGAGGAGUGUGGCCGCGCUGCGGGCAGGGCCUGUGGCUUUGCCCAGCCGGGGUGCAGCUGCCCUGGUGAGGCAGGUGCUGGCCCUGCCACCACCACACCUUCAGGUCCUCCUGCUGCCCACACCCUGUCCAAUGCCCUGGUGCCCGGGGGCCCAGCCCCACCUGCUGAGGCCGACUUGCACUCUGGGAGCAGCAAUGACCUGUUCACAACUGAGAUGAGAUAUGGUGAGGAGCCGGAAGAGGAACCGAAGGUGAAAACCCAGUGGCCAAGGUCUGCAGAUGAGCCUGGGCUAUACAUGGCGCAGACAGGUGACCCGGCGGCUGAGGAGUGGUCCCCAUGGAGCGUGUGUUCCCUGACAUGUGGGCAGGGUGUGCAGGUGCGGACCCGCUCCUGUGUGUCCUCCCCCUAUGGGACCCUGUGCAGCGGGCCCCUGCGGGAGACCCGGCCCUGCAACAAUUCAGCUACCUGCCCAGUGCACGGCGUGUGGGAGGAGUGGGGGUCCUGGAGCCUGUGCUCCCGCAGCUGCGGGCGGGGGUCCCGGAGCCGGAUGCGGACCUGCGUGCCCCCCCAGCACGGCGGCAAGGCCUGCGAGGGUCCCGAGCUGCAGACUAAGCUCUGCAGUAUGGCUGCCUGCCCGGUGGAAGGCCAGUGGCUAGAAUGGGGUCCCUGGGGCCCGUGCUCCACAUCCUGUGCCAAUGGGACCCAGCAGCGCAGCCGGAAGUGCAGUGUGGCAGGCCCAGCCUGGGCCACGUGUACGGGUGCCCUCACAGACACCCGCGAGUGCAGCAACCUUGAGUGCCCGGCUGCUGAUGGCAAGUGGGGGCCGUGGAAUGCCUGGAGCCUAUGCUCCAAGACAUGUGACACAGGCUGGCAGCGCCGCUUCCGCAUGUGUCAAGCCACAGGUACACAGGGCUACCCUUGUGAGGGCACUGGCGAGGAGGUGAAGCCCUGCAGUGAGAAGAGGUGUCCAGCCUUCCAUGAGAUGUGCCGGGAUGAGUACGUGAUGCUGAUGACGUGGAAGAAGGCAGCUGCUGGCGAGAUCAUUUACAACAAAUGUCCCCCCAAUGCCUCAGGGUCUGCCAGCCGCCGCUGUCUCCUCAGUGCCCAGGGCGUGGCAUACUGGGGGCUGCCCAGCUUUGCCCGCUGCAUUUCGCACGAGUACCGCUACCUGUACUUGUCACUACGGGAGCACCUGGCCAAGGGGCAGCGCAUGCUGGCAGGUGAGGGGAUGUCGCAAGUGGUGCGCAGCCUGCAGGAGCUGCUGGCCCGGCGCACCUACUACAGCGGGGACCUGCUCUUCUCUGUGGACAUUUUGAGGAACGUCACCGACACCUUCAAGAGGGCCACUUACGUACCCUCGGCUGAUGAUGUACAGCGCUUCUUCCAGGUGGUAAGCUUCAUGGUGGACGCGGAGAACAAGGACAAGUGGGAUGAUGCCCAGCAGGUGUCCCCUGGCUCUGUGCACCUGCUCCGUGUGGUGGAAGACUUCAUUCACCUGGUGGGCGAUGCCCUCAAGGCCUUCCAGAGCUCUCUGAUUGUCACAGACAACCUGGUGAUCAGCAUUCAGCGAGAGCCCAUCUCGGCUGUGUCCAGUGACAUCACAUUCCCCAUGCGGGGCCGCCGGGGCAUGAAGGACUGGGUGCGGCACUCAGAGGACCGCCUCUUCCUGCCCAAGGAGGUGCUCAGCCUCUCCUCCCCCGGGAAGCUGGCUGCCCCUGGGGCCACUGGCAGCCCCAGCCAGGGGAGGGGCCCCGGCACCAUGCCCACGGGUCCAGGCUACUCCCACCAGCGCCUCCUCCCAGCAGACCCUGAUGAGUCCUCCUACUUUGUGAUCGGUGCUGUGCUCUACCGCACCCUCGGCCUCAUCCUGCCACCCCCCAGGCCCCCGCUGGCCGUCACGUCUCGGGUGAUGACAGUGACCGUGCGGCCCCCCACGCAGCCCCCAGCUGAGCCCCUCAUCACAGUGGAGCUCUCCUACAUCAUCAACGGCACCACGGAUCCCCAUUGUGCCAGCUGGGACUACUCCAGAGUAGAUGCCAGCUCGGGGGACUGGGACACAGAGAACUGCCAGACCCUGGAGACCCAGGCAGCCCACACCCGCUGCCAGUGCCAGCACCUGUCCACCUUUGCUGUGCUGGCCCAGCCACCCAAAGACCUGACACUGGAGCUGGCGGGCUCCCCCUCGGUGCCCCUCGUGAUUGGCUGUGCCGUGUCCUGCAUGGCACUCCUCACCCUGCUCGCCAUCUAUGCUGCCUUCUGGAGGUUCAUAAAAUCUGAACGCUCUAUCAUCUUGCUGAACUUUUGCCUGUCCAUCCUGGCAUCCAACAUCCUGAUCCUCGUGGGCCAGUCCCGGGUGCUGAGCAAGGGUGUGUGCACCAUGACGGCUGCCUUCCUGCACUUCUUCUUCCUCUCCUCCUUUUGCUGGGUGCUCACCGAGGCUUGGCAGUCCUACCUGGCUGUCAUUGGCCGAAUGCGUACCCGUCUCGUUCGCAAGCGCUUUCUCUGCCUGGGCUGGGGUCUGCCUGCCCUGGUGGUGGCCGUGUCUGUUGGCUUUACCCGCACCAAAGGAUAUGGUACAUCCAGCUACUGCUGGCUCUCCCUGGAGGGUGGCCUGCUCUACGCCUUUGUUGGCCCUGCAGCUGUCAUUGUCCUGGUGAACAUGCUCAUCGGAAUCAUCGUCUUCAACAAGCUCAUGGCUCGGGAUGGCAUCUCAGACAAGUCCAAGAAGCAGAGGGCCGGGGCCUCGCUGUGGAGCUCCUGCGUGGUGCUGCCCCUGCUGGCGCUCACCUGGAUGUCCGCCGUCCUGGCCAUGACAGACCGCCGCUCCGUCCUCUUCCAGGCCCUCUUCGCUGUCUUCAACUCAGCGCAGGGCUUCGUCAUCACUGCUGUGCACUGCUUCCUGCGCAGAGAGGUCCAGGAUGUGGUCAAAUGCCAGAUGGGCGUGUGCCGGGCCGAUGAGAGCGAGGACUCCCCUGACUCGUGUAAGAAUGGGCAGCUGCAGAUCUUGUCAGACUUUGAAAAGGAUGUGGAUCUGGCUUGUCAGACAGUUCUGUUCAAGGAGGUGAACACUUGCAACCCGUCCACCAUCACGGGCACACUGUCCCGCCUGUCCCUGGAUGAAGACGAGGAGCCCAAGUCCUGCCUCAUGGGCCCUGAGGGAGGCCUGAGCUUCUCACCACUCCCUGGGAACAUCCUGGUGCCCAUGGCAGCCUCACCAGGGCUGGGAGAACCGCCACCCCCGCAGGAGACCAACCCCGUGUACAUGUGUGGGGAGGGCGGCCUGCGACAGCUGGACCUCACAUGGCUGCGGCCGGCUGAGCCGGGCCCCGAGGGGGACUACAUGGUGCUGCCCCGGCGGACUUUGAGCCUGCAGCCUGGCAGUGGGGGUGGAGCUGGGGAGGAGACCCCACGGGCCCGGCCUGAGGGCACCCCUCGGAGGGCUGCCAAGGCGCUGGCCCACACCGAAGGCUACACCAGCUUCCUGUCCGUGGACCACUCAGGCCUGGGCCUGGGCCCUUCCUAUGGGUCUCUGCAGAACCCCUAUGGGAUGACCUUUCAACCACCACCGACACCCAGCGCCCGCCAAGUGCCCGAGCCUGGGGAGCGCAGCCGGACCAUGCCCCGCACCGUGCCUGGUUCCACCAUGAAGCUGGGCUCCCUGGAGCGAAAGAAGUUACGGUACUCAGACCUGGACUUCGAGGUGAUGCACACCCGGAAACGGCACUCGGAACUCUACCACGAGCUCAACCAGAAGUUCCACACGUUCGAUCGCUACCGUAGCCAGUCUACAGCCAAGCAGGAGAAGCCCAGCCCAGGGGAGCGUCCUGGACUGUCCCAACAGCGGCGACAUCAGAGCUGGAGCACCUUCAAAUCUAUGACACUAGGCUCGCUGCCCUCCAAGCCCCGAGAGCGGCUGGCCCUACACCGGGCAGCAGCCUGGGAGCCCACGGAGCCACCAGAGGGCGACUUCCAGACAGAGGUGUGAGUGCCACGCCGGACUGCCCACUGCGUAUAAAUAUAUAUAUCUCUCUAUUUUCACACUCCACUUUGGAACAACCCAGGAGCCAGCGCCCCCUCCCCUCUCCCGACGGCUGGGCAGGGAGGCAGAGUGGACUCAGCUGGGCUGGGGGUGCGACAUAUGGCAUAGCCUGGGGGCCAGGGUCCCACCCUGUUUCUUGGAUGUCCCUCAGCCACUAGAGUCCCAUCUUCGCCCCAGCCUGUUUGUCCCUUCCCGGGCUGGGGAGGGGGGAGGGGACCUUUGUUGGGAAUAAACUUCACUCUGUGGAUUUUGCUGCUGCGCUAUUUGCUUCCCCCAGGUGAAGGCCAUCCCUGGGACCCCUGCCUUGCCCUCCAUCUCCCUGGCUCACCUCACUUGAUCUCAUCAGAUUGUGUGAUGGGGUGAGCCCUGACUGGGAGGGGGAGGCCUGGGCUGACCCCACCUUUGCUUGACUCCUUGGGUGUCCGUAGGCAAGUCCCUUCCCCUGUCUGGGUCUUGGUCUGGGGUGAGCAGAUUGGGAAGGUGGGAUAGGGCCCCUUGC
Molecule: messenger RNA, 5143 nt
Organism: Loxodonta africana (African savanna elephant)
Lineage: Eukaryota; Metazoa; Chordata; Mammalia; Proboscidea; Elephantidae
Gene: ADGRB2
Product: adhesion G protein-coupled receptor B2
Exons: 28
Coding region: 34-4590 (1518 amino acids)
Biological process (GO): negative regulation of angiogenesis; cell surface receptor signaling pathway; G protein-coupled receptor signaling pathway
Cellular component (GO): plasma membrane
Molecular function (GO): G protein-coupled receptor activity
Source: RefSeq, a predicted model, not a curated record